UUCCCUCUGUCUAGCUGGCCGGAGCUGACCCACGUUGUUAUCUCCUCCUAUAAAAGAGUCGGAUUUCCACAGAAGAACCGAGUCUUCCUCCACGCAUUUGCUGCCUGUAGAUUAUUUCGUCGCUGCGUGUCGUUGUCUCUCGAGAAAGGGGUGCUCUGAGAUCACAAGGAAAGAUGGUGAAGGCUGUUGUUGUGCUUAAGAGCAGUGAGGGUGUCUGCGGAACUGUCUACUUCACUCAAGAAGGAGAUGGCCCAACCACAGUAACUGGAAGUCUGUCUGGCCUUAAGCCUGGACUUCAUGGUUUCCAUGUCCAUGCUCUCGGAGACACCACAAAUGGCUGUAUGUCAACAGGACCACACUUUAAUCCUUGUGGCAAAGAGCAUGGAGCCCCUGAAGACCAGAACCGUCAUGCGGGUGAUUUGGGGAAUGUGAAUGUGGGUGAUGAUGGCACUGUUAGUUUCACAAUCAUUGAUAACCAGAUUCCUCUCAGUGGACCAAGCUCAAUUGUUGGAAGGGCUGUCGUUGUUCAUGGAGAUCCUGAUGAUCUUGGGAAGGGUGGGCACGAACUUAGCAAAACAACUGGGAAUGCUGGUGGCAGAGUUGCUUGCGGGGUUAUUGGCCUUCAGGGAUGAACUGCAUCCUUCAACUACAGUAACUACAGUCGUGCACGCAUGUAGUUAUGAAGAUCUUUGAAAAUGUAGAAUAAAGGGCAGUCUUGGUAUGUCUCCUUUUCUGUCUUGAAAGUGGUUUGUAAUUGCUUUCAAUUGUUGUGCCUCAAAAUGUCCACAGGCUUUUCUAUAGCGAAAUGUCGAACUUUUGUGAGACUAUCUCCAUGACAACAGAUAUAUUCAAACACGAAGUUGAGAUGGCUCACAUGCUUGAAAAUUACUUUGUCGUGGAUUUUAUCAAA
Messenger RNA from Eucalyptus grandis, 910 nucleotides. RefSeq names its product superoxide dismutase [Cu-Zn] 1. The transcript has 8 exons. The record is from RefSeq and is a predicted model, not a curated record. NCBI's taxonomy places the organism in Eukaryota, Viridiplantae, Streptophyta, Magnoliopsida, Myrtales, Myrtaceae. Bases 174 to 632 code for a protein of 152 amino acids. Gene Ontology annotation, molecular function: copper ion binding; superoxide dismutase activity. Gene Ontology annotation, biological process: removal of superoxide radicals.